AUGGCAUCAUUGAUGAUCAUUUUCCUUGUUUUCUCUCUCUUCCUACAAGGAACUCUUGGUGAGAUUGUAUGUGAGGAACUGCCGGCUGGAAUGUGCUCAUUUUCGAUCGCGUCUUCUGGGAAGAGAUGCGCGUUGGAGACCUCCGCGUCGAGCGAUGGAGGAGCCAUGAAAUACCAUUGUGAGACUUCUGAAGUGGUUGUGAAGAAAAUGCCUGAAUGGAUUGAGAGUGAUGAGUGCAUGAGUGCUUGUGGGGUUGAUAGGUUCUCUCUUGGCAUCUCUUCGGACUCCCUUCUCGACCCUCGCUUCACCGCCAGCCUCUGCUCGCCGGCGUGUUACUACAACUGCCCCAACAUUGUUGACCUCUACUACAAUUUGGCUUUGGCUGAAGGAGUGUUUUUGCCGGAAUUCUGCAAGGCUCAACGGAGCAGUUCACGCCGUGAAAUGACCGAGUUUUUAAGUUCUGGUGCAGCUUCUGGUCCAGCAUCUGCCACAGCUGCUGGUCCUGCAUCUGGGGAAGCUGCUGGUCCCAUCUCUAGUGAAUCAUCUGCAUCCCUUGCUUGUGCUCCAACUUCAUCUUAGUCAAGUCACAAAUAUAAAUUUAGUUGAUCUAUUGUGCAUGAUUAUAUAUAUAUAUAUAUAAAUACAAGUCUAAGAAAAAGUUAUUGUAAUAGUAUGUCCAUCAUAUUAUAUACAGCU
Molecule: messenger RNA, 696 nt
Organism: Cornus florida
Lineage: Eukaryota; Viridiplantae; Streptophyta; Magnoliopsida; Cornales; Cornaceae
Exons: 3
Coding region: 1-579 (192 amino acids)
Source: RefSeq, a predicted model, not a curated record